UCAUUUGUCAUUUGAAGAGAGGGGCUGCUUUUACGAAAAUCGUCGAAAUUAGUAAUUAAUCAACAAAUUGUGGCCUAAUAAUGGCUUCUGUAGCUUUGACAGGCCAUUUUGCAAAUAAGCUCAUACCCAAAAGUGGGUCCCUGAGUGUUGUUUACAUCAAGUCAUCGGCAUACAGCACGGACCCGAGGCCCAACCUUGCAGCGUACAAGCGCGGCACGGGCGGCCGCAGCAGCUUCAAUGGUAUCGUCGCCACCAUCUUCGGCGCCACGGGAUUUGUGGGCCGCUAUGUCGUCAAUAAAUUGGGAAAAAUCGGCACACAGAUGAUUAUACCCUACCGCAGCGACUUCUAUGAUGCUCAACGUCUAAAAGUCGCUGGUGAUUUGGGACAAGUGUUGUUCACCCCCUUCGACCUUCGCGACGAGGAGUCCAUUGCUAAGGCAGUGAGACAUUCUAAUGUAGUUAUCAACUUGGUGGGCCGGGACUAUGAAACUAAAAACUUCAAAUUUAAGGAUGUGCAUGUAGAUGGAGCUCGCCGUCUGGCAAGGAUCUCCCGAGAGAUGGGAGUGGAGCGCUUCAUCCACCUGAACUACUUGAACGCCGAUGAGCACCCAAAGCCGCUGGUGCUCCGCAAGCCUUCCAUGUACAAAGUCAGCAAGUACUAUGGAGAGUGCGCGGUGCGAGAGGAGUUCCCCACGGCCACCAUCAUCCGCGCCUCCGACAUCUACGGCUCUGAGGACAGGUUUAUUAGGUACUUCGCGGGCCCGUGGCGCAUCCACGGCACGUACCUGACGCUGUACCGCGCGGGCCUGGAGACGGUGAAGGCGCCCGUGUUCGUGUCGGACGUGGCGCAGGGCAUCGUCAACGCGGCGAGAGACUGCGACACCAGGUGCCAGGUCUACCAGGCCGUCGGACCAAAACGCUACCUGCUAUCGGACCUGGUGGACUGGUUCUACGCGCUGAUGCGCAAGGACGAGAAGUGGGGCUACCGGCGCCUCGACAUGAAGUACGACCCCGUGCUCGGCGUGAAGGUCGCGCUCAUCAACCUGCUGUCCCCCGGCUACCCCUUCGGCAACGUCACCUGGGAGGCCAUCGAAAAGGAAUCCACUACAGACGUUGUCGACCCAAACCUUCCAACGCUGCUAGACCUUGGAGUGAACCUGACCGAGAUGGAAAACCAAGCCCCCUGGGAACUGAAGCCCUUCCGCGCCUACCAGUACUACAACGACAAGAUCGGAGAGUUCGCCAAACCAGAGAACCCGAAAGUACAACAAUGUUAGGUAAUUCCAAAUAGAAUCAACAAAUAAAUCAAGUCGAGACAUCAUAUUCUUUGUAGUUAUAUGUUCAACUUUUAAUAAAUUAUGUUUGUUUUUA
Cydia fagiglandana is the source of this 1371-nucleotide messenger RNA. It is a transcript of the gene ND-39, whose product is annotated as NADH dehydrogenase [ubiquinone] 1 alpha subcomplex subunit 9, mitochondrial. The record is from RefSeq and is a predicted model, not a curated record. NCBI's taxonomy places the organism in Eukaryota, Metazoa, Arthropoda, Insecta, Lepidoptera, Tortricidae. The transcript has 7 exons. Gene Ontology annotation, molecular function: protein-containing complex binding. Gene Ontology annotation, cellular component: mitochondrion. The coding region runs from base 81 to 1277 and encodes 398 amino acids.